Ogataea haglerorum is the source of this 1398-nucleotide messenger RNA. RefSeq lists its product as uncharacterized. Lineage: Eukaryota; Fungi; Ascomycota; Pichiomycetes; Pichiales; Pichiaceae. The record is from RefSeq and is a predicted model, not a curated record. The coding region runs from base 1 to 1398 and encodes 465 amino acids. The transcript is spliced from 2 exons.
AUGGCCUUUGCUUCCUGUACGGUAGCGCCGAAGGUAGGAGAUGGCCACAAUGAAGAUCAGCGAGCCAAAGAGCCCAACAAAGUUGCCGACCGCGCACGAGUACUGCUCGCCAAGCGUGUCUUUAUUGACGGCUCCGUAGAACGACUUGGCCGAGGAGCACCAGCCGAUGAUGGCGAUAACCGUGGCAAGCGGCGGGCCGACGACCACGCUCAGCGGCGUCAUCUUUUUCCAGAACAAGGUGAGCACAAACGCGAACACGCCGGGCCCCAGCGCAAUGCCGAUAAAUGUGAUGAUCCACGAGAUGGUGAUCCCGAUGUAGUUGAACAGCACCGUGAGCGCGCCCAUGGCGAUGGCAAAGACCGUCACACACAGGUGCGACACCCUGAUCAGCUGUUUUCCGGACGCGGCCGGGUUGAUGUAGGCUCUGUAUACGUCGUAGGUGACGACGGACGAGAAGCCGAUCAGCUCGGCGCUGGUGGCAGACGUGGCUGCGAGCCACACCAUCAGCAUGCCGGCAGCGGCUCCGGACCGGCCCAGGAUCUGGUACAUGCCGUACAGCAUCGGGAUGCCCUCGCUGACGAGCUCGGCCGGGAUUGGGUCAGGGUACGUUGGCGAGGAGGUGUCGUGCAUCAGCGCGAGCGCAGACAGGGCUGUGCACGAGGAGAGCGCGAGCGGGAUGAUCAGCCAGCACAGGCCGCCGAAAAAGUAGCCCCACAUGCUGCUGCGCGGCGACGCGGCGAGCGCCUUCUGGCUGUAGCUGGGGUCGGUGAAGACGGUGGAAAAGCCGCCCACGACGAUGUUCCAGCCGUUGAACAGCGCCGUCUUGUUCGUCCACGUCAGAUAGCUGCCCUUGUACCCGGCAGAAGGGUUGGUUCUCGCCGUCUCCUGGAGCAGCUCGUACAUCUUGUCGAUGGAGCCGAUCUUGCUGCUGUGGGCGUACGUGGUGAACAGCGUGACGGCGAUCACCACGUAGAUGAUCACCGUGUGUAUCCAGUCCGACAGAAACGUCGAUUUCAGUCCGCCUGUCACGGUGUACGCCCAGACACCGAGCGGGAGCAGCAUGGCAGCUGCAACCACGUGCAUGCCGGUGAUCACGCUGAAGGCCUGGCACCCGCCGAGCAGCAGCAUCGCCGAGAUGAUCACGUUGGUACCCAUGCCGUAGAACAGACACACCCAGUGAGCCGCGCGUCCGAAACGCGCCCGCACAAUCUCCAGCACCGUGUGUGCUCCCGGGGCCUUGCGCUUUAUUUCCAGGGCAACCACAGAAAAAAAAGUUAUCUGGAUGGUGAACGCAAACGCGUACCACGCACCAGGGAUGCCGUACUGAUAGGUCAUGCCAGAGCUAGUGAGUACGGUGCCUCGGCCAGGUCCAGGACGAUACGACGGCCGAGGCGAUAA